ACCCUAGCGACUGGCGACUAGAUCGGGCGGCGGCGCGGCCAAAUUCGGCAGCAGCACGGCCACGUCGGGCGGCGGCGCGGCCAAAUCGGCGACAUUGGCGGUUCAGGUUUUCCUGCUCUGUUGUCAUGGCGGCAGCUUCUAGCAACGAUGUCAAGGCACGCAAUGUAGUUGUCAAAUCCGAACCUGCGGAUGUGGAACAUGCCCAGGAUCCGGCGCUCCCAUUUGGUUCGUUCGGAGACGAGGUGGCUGAAGAUGAGCACGGGGAUAGCACGGAGUGCUCGAGCUCGUUUGGGGAUUCUGGCUGUGGUUCUGAUGAUGACACGGAAUCAGAUGCAGGCAUCAUGGAAGUGGAGUCACCCCUUUAUUCUCAGAUCAAUGGACAUGAUACCCCCGCCGUGUCACAUAUUGUCAGAAAGAAAAAGGUGACAUCCGAUUGGAGGAAGUUUAUUGGCCCAGAAAGGUGGCGGUGUCAAUGGUUGGAGCUGCGUAUGAAUGAUCUUUUGUCGCAAGUAGCAAAAUAUGAUAAGGAACUUGCUUUAAUUGAUCGUGAAAAGUAUCUGCAGUUGGAGAUGGUUAAAGCAGAUAGAUGCAAAUCAGAAUUACAGGAGUUAGACCUUCCCAAUUAUGAAAUUAUGAUGAGGAGGAAAAGAAAAAGAUAUGAAGGUAGUACAGACACAUCGGCGUACAUCAAGAAGCAUCAAAUAUUUUCCUAUUACAAUCAUGAAAGCAAAAAGAGUAGAACAGAAAAUGAAAGAAUUGGAGCUGACAAUGAGCCUUUGGUUAUUGAUGACUAUAAUAUCUUAGAUGUUGAGGACAACAAAAGCAGUUUUUGUUCAAAUGAUACAAUGUUAGAAUCAAAGGAAACAAAUGUUGUCCUAGAACAACAUUCUUUGAGAAAAAUUCUUUUGGCAAUUGAAUGUAUCCAAACUCGUAUCAUUGAUCUUCAAAGUGAUCUCAGCGAGGCUUACAAUAAAAUAGGUCAUCCUCAAAAGUCUCAGAAAAAGAAAAAUUCACAUGAUUUGCAUAAAAAGAAGAAUGUAGCUACACCAUAUGGAUAUGGUACAACAGAACAAGAUAAAGAUGAUAUUACUCUUGAGAUGCUAUUUGGUGUAAAUAGUUCUCUACUUGAUCACGAUAUGGAAGGCAUAUGCAAAGAAGGUGUUGAUGAUGUUCUUAUAGACAAUGAGGCAGCUAUUGAAGAAGAUUUUUGGCAGUUUGAGAGGAUUAAGAAGACAACUGAAACAUAUUCAAAGCCAAUUAUAAAUGUAGCUGAAGUCCCAAUUGUGAAGCUUGUAAAGAAAAGAGGGCCAAAGCCAAAGAAGAAACGUGGGAGUGCUAAGCCUAUAGAGGAUCAAAUCAAAAGAUCAAAGAGAAAAAAUAAGGAGACAGGCUUGAACUAUCCAAACACUGGAAAUACUAUGUUUGUAGCUGUGGACACCAGAAAAAGUCAAAGAGUACGGAAAUCUAAAAUUUUUUGAAGCAAAUGAGUUCUAGGGUUGGUGGGGAACUAAAAGUGUCUCAUCCUCGAUAGAGUAAAAUCUAGCAGCAUCUUUUCUUUUUGUUUUCAAUUUUGUGGCUACAAUGAGCUAAUUCUAUUUACUCUUUUGUAGUAAGUUAGCUAGCAAUGGGAAACUAGUAACAUACUCUCAUUAUAUCUAACUGUUUAUGAGUUACCUGUCUAUGAGUUUGGUUGCUCUGACCGACCUGACAGGAAGCAU
Molecule: messenger RNA, 1718 nt
Organism: Panicum hallii
Lineage: Eukaryota; Viridiplantae; Streptophyta; Magnoliopsida; Poales; Poaceae
Exons: 5
Coding region: 126-1478 (450 amino acids)
Source: RefSeq, a predicted model, not a curated record